This is a messenger RNA of Diversispora eburnea, 2103 nucleotides long. The record is from the annotation of a GenBank genome assembly. Lineage: Eukaryota; Fungi; Glomeromycota; Glomeromycetes; Diversisporales; Diversisporaceae.
AUGUCCUCUGUGCCGCCUUCUUCUAACAGUGCAAGAAUACGUUGGUUCUGUAUAAGUGAACGUCUUCGUCGAGAACUUUAUCCAAACUCUAAAGAGAGUGUUAUACUAAAAGAAGUUGAAAUCACAAAUCCCCAAAACGUCGAGGAACAAUCUAGACCUAAAAAAAUAAAACCUAAUAAACAAACUGACAUAAAUAUGUCUCCAAAAUUAACUGCUAAUAAGGAAGAAAACUUUACCAUGAAUAAUAAAUCAACAAGAGGAGAUUCAGACAGUGAUGUUAACGCUGGGCAAGAUGAAUUGAUAUUAGAAGAGGACGAGUUCAUGGAUCCAGAAGCUUCACUUAUUCCUAAAGAAGAGCCUCAAAUACCAAACUUAUUCGAGGCUAGCGAGGAAAUAGAAAACGUUGAAAUAAAACCAGAAAAUGAAGAGAAUGAAGAAAAUGAAGUAGUAGAGGAUAAUAUUGAAGAUAUUGCCCAACUUUCGGACGUUUCUUCGCCGAAAAUUAAAGAAGAACCAGAAAUACCAAAGAGUGAAGAUGAUGCUGUUCCCGGUGAUGAAGAAGAAGGAAUAGGUUCUGUCAUUCCCCGUCGACAGCUUGCACCACGUCGAGCAAGGAUGAACACUAUAUAUAAUAAACCUAAAGUGACUCAACCAAAAAAGCCACAAACACGGAAUACGAGAAUACAUAGAGAAUUCAAAGGUAGGGAUGUCGUUUUCGUUGAUCCUUUAGAUCCUAAAGCUGAAUUUUGGUGGCCCGCAAUGAUUGUUCCAAAUGACGAAAUUGAUGAGUCAAUGGACGUUGAUGGUAAACUUGAAAAAAAUUUACUUGAAGGAAAAUUCCUUGUUAGAUAUUUUGAAGAUAUGACAUAUUCUGUGGUUGAGGCAAAAGGUUUAAGGCAUUUUGAAAUAAACGAUAAUCCAUGCAAACAAUUUGUAAAUGUAGAAGGAUUUAAUACACAUAUUGGAGUUCGAAGAGCUUUAAAAUGCAUUAAAAAUAAUGGAGAGCCAAUAAAAAAAUUUAAAUGGGAUUAUUGGAUGAGGCCGGCCAAUAGUUCCGAAACCAUUUCACCAUCAUCUUCAUCUUCAAGAAAGAACGAAACCCUCAUAAGAAAAUUAAAACACAAUACCUUCUCAAAGAAAGCCAAUCCUUUAACUACUAACGUCGCGGAAAGUAAUUUAGACGGAAGUACAUUUAGAAGUCGUAAUCAAAAAAAUAACAAAUCACGUUAUGAUGACUCUCCUGCUGAAGAUGAAGAAGUAGAUAAUGAAGUAAUUAAACGAAAAGCAUCUUUAAGUAGUAGGAGAAAUUCUAGAAGUGUUGCUUCACGUAAAAAUUCUAUCUUAAUAAAUACUGAAGAAGAAGAAAAUCAUCACGCCACAAAAAGAGUAAUGAAACGUCGUCGUAGUAAUGUGAGUGAUAGGUCAGAUGACAAAAGACGUCACAGUGAAGAAAGACGUCGUAGUUUUGUUAGUGAUAAUUCUGAAAAAUUAUCGGAAAAUAUAUCCGAAAAUAUGUCCGAAAAAUUAUUAUCAGAAAAUUUAUCAGAAAAUUUAACAGAAAAUUUAUUAGAAAAAAGGACGACAAACUCUGUAACAGGCUCUAUAGACCCAGAAGAUUCUGGCAUUGGUGUAGGAGCGUCACCUGUUUCUCCACAAAAUAUGUCCGAAAUUGAUGAUGAACAAUUGGAAACUGAAGUAGGAUCAUCAUCUCAUGUAGACACUCCGAAAGAACAUUCUGAAGAACCGGUAGAGGCAGAACCUGCUUCUUCAAAAUUUCCGGUUACGUUCAAUGAUUUAAAUGAAGAAGCUCGCGAUAAAAUUACUAAAUACAACUUUGAUUAUCCUAAUCUAGAUAAAGAGUCUAAAGCGAAUUUAUAUGACGAAGGUUUAAACGACCUAAAAAAUAUAUGGAAAGAUUAUCGAGAGAUUAGAAGAAACAUGAAAAAAAUCGAAAGUGAAUUAAAAUUAAAAAAGUUGGCGAAAUUAAGAGGUACAAGUGUUUCACAAAUUAGAGAUGAAAAUGUAGAAAUUACCAAUGAAUGUGGGGACAGCGAAGUUGAAGAGUAUAGUGAUUACGAAAAUCACAUGGAAAACGGACAUUAA